Molecule: messenger RNA, 1101 nt
Organism: Capsella rubella
Lineage: Eukaryota; Viridiplantae; Streptophyta; Magnoliopsida; Brassicales; Brassicaceae
Product: putative B3 domain-containing protein At5g58280
Exons: 6
Coding region: 1-900 (299 amino acids)
Molecular function (GO): DNA binding
Source: RefSeq, a predicted model, not a curated record
AUGGCCUAUGAGGAAGCUCGCAAGCUCCGUCUUCAAGAGAAUCUCAAGAGAUUUCAGGUUUUUCCCUUUCAUCGUUGCCUCGUUUUCUUCUUCUCCUCCUUCUCUGAUUCGUUCUUGACUAUUGAAUCACAGGAUCUAGGAAUUUCCCAGAUUUCUAAGGCACUAUUGACUCAGAUUCCUAAGAAGACCCUUCAGCAGCGUAAUCCCAGACCCAUCGAUAAAGCCCUCUUUGCUACUGCUGAACCAAGACGCUCUUCCCGUGUUCGCACCCCAAUUUCUUCAUAUCGUGAUGAUGUUGAUGUAGACACUGGUCCUACUUUGAAUCUGAGGAGGUCGCGGCGUAACUCGUCAUGGGAUAGCUACAUUGCACGCCCUAAACAUGAAUGCAAGUUUGCUUCUUACGAAGAAAAGGUUGGAGCACUCAAGGCUGCAGAGGAGUUCCAGAGCCGCCUUGAAUCUCCACAUCCUUCCUUUGUGAAAUCUAUGCUUCGCUCCCACGUUUACAGUUGCUUUUGGCUGGGGCUUCCUUCAGGAUUCUGUGUGGACAAUUUUUCUGAGGAAACUAUAGAAGUAGUACUAGAGGAUGAAGAAGGUGAAGAGUAUGAAGCAGUUUACAUUGGGAAAAGAACUGGACUCAGUGGUGGUUGGAAAAGGUUUGCGCUUGAUCAUAAAUUGGACGAUGGUGAUGCUCUACUCUUCGAAUUGGUUGAACCAAAGAGGUUCAAGAUCUACGUGUUCAGAGGAAAUGAGAGUGCUAAUCUUACAAGCAAGGAAAAGAGAGUCAGAGCGAGGCAAAGUGAAGAAGAAGAUAAGGAUGUUGAAGAAUCAGGAGAUGAGGGAGACAGCUCAAGAGCCACUAAGAGAUUGUCCUCAAGGUUACUAAGGAAGAGGAAAGCAUAAGAGAGCCUUGUUUUGUCUACAGGUCCCAUAUAUUGGCGUUAAUUCACAUUUUGGUUGUGGGUGGGUUAAUACUUAUGGCAUAUUUUAAGCUUAUUAACCAAUGUAAGUUUUGGUUUUUGGAUUUGAAAGUAGAACUGGAGUAUGUCUGAUGAUCGUCUUUGGUUCCGAAAUUAAUAUAUCUGAUACUAGUAUUUAGACUAA